UUUAGUGAGCGGUAAAUGCGCUGAGACGUCUUUCUCGCCCUUGGAUGCUUAAUAGCCCCGAGGGAUAUAGUGCAGAAUUUUAUUUCUGCAUCUAGGCGACUUAAGAAAUAUGUGGUCAGUUCCUGUACAUACAUGCAAUUUCAAACGACACUUUCGUCUUCCAUAUUAGGCUAGUGUAUAUUUCGACAAAAUAAAAUCCCUCCACACCCAGUGCGUUUAGUUUGCGAGACGUCUUCUGUGGUGACUUGCCCUAAGUAUGAGGAAACUGUUAAGGCACCCUGUUCAGUGCUUUGGCGAUCGUACUUAGAGGUGUGAGGUAGCCUACUUUGGAGUCUCUUCGGCACUCCCAUCACGCCCAAGCGUCUAAACUCUAUUAUCUCAAAAUGGGAAGAUUAAUAGCGCGUUAUUUGAAAUUAUUUGCGGUUAUACUACUUCCCACAAGUGUUUUGGCGGCAAAUAUCUGCACUUCUAGAAGUGUGAGCACUUGUAGAGAAUGUCUCUCCAUUCAUCCCACCUGUGCUUGGUGUGCUCAAGAGAAUUUUAGCGGUUCCCGCUGUAACCUGAAGAAGAACCUUGUGGAUGCUGGCUGUGGGGUGGCCUCUAUAGAAUUUCCCACGAGCAGCAUGACCAUCCAGGAGAGCCGCCCACUCAGCAGCAAGGCGUCAGGGGCCAACCAGGACGUCACUCAGAUCCAGCCACAGAAAAUCCAUCUGACUCUGCGACCCGAUGAUGCCAAGCGAUUCACGGUUUCAGUCCGACAGGUCGCUGACUAUCCAGUUGAUCUCUACUACCUGAUGGAUCUCUCGUACUCGAUGAGGGACGACCUGAUUCGACUCAGAACCCUUGGCAAUGACCUGGCGGCAGCUGUAGGCAAACUCACCAGCAAACUUCAAAUGGGCUUUGGUGCUUUUGUAGACAAGCCUCUCUCGCCCUACAUGUAUAUCUUUCCAGAUGAGGCCAUCGAAAACCCCUGCUAUGGGAUUGGGAAGACAUGUUUGCGCCAGUUCGGCUAUAAGCAUGUGUUGUCUCUGACGGAGCAGGUGGGGCGCUUCACAGAGGAGGUGGGGAAACAGGAAGUGUCUCGCAACAGAGACUCACCCGAAGGUGGCUUCGAUGCAAUCAUGCAGGCUGUGGUCUGCAAGGAUAAGGUGGGUUGGAGACCUGAUGCCUCUCACCUGCUGGUGUUCACCACGGACGCCAAGACCCACAUCGCUCUGGACGGCCGUAUUGCCGGAGUCAUCCAGCCUCAUGAUGGGCAUUGUCACCUGGAUGAGCUGAACAACUACUCCAAGUCCACAACACUGGAUUAUCCUUCCCUUGCUCUUAUCACCGAGAAGUUAUCUGAGAAUAACAUCAACCUCAUCUUUGCAGUGACCAACUAUGUGGCGCCACUAUACAGAAACUACAGUGAGCUCAUUCCUGGAACUGCGGUGGGGACUCUGUCAAGUGACUCUGCGAACGUCAUCCAACUAAUUCUGGAUGCAUAUGCAAAAAUCCGCUCUAAGGUAGAGCUGGAGCUCUACGGGCUUCCAGAGGAGCUGUCUCUCUCCUUCAAUGCCACCUGUCUGAAUGGAGAGGUCUUCCCUGGAGUCAAAUCCUGCUCUGGACUUAACAUCGGCGAUACAGUGUCCUUCAGCAUCGAGGCCAGGCUGCAUGGCUGCCCCAAGGAGAAGAACAGCACGUUCACCGUCAAGCCGGUGGGCUUCAAGGACGCGCUGGAGAUCACCGUAGACUUCAUCUGCGACUGUGCCUGCCAGGCCGCCGCGCAGCCAGCCAGCCCAGCCUGUCACCACGGCAACGGCACCUUCGUGUGCGGCAUGUGCCUGUGCGACGCUGGGCGCCUGGGCCCGCGCUGCGAGUGCUCCGAGGGCAUGUACCAGUCCACGCAGACGGAGAGCUGCAGUCCAGAGCCCGGCGUGCCCGUUUGCAGCAACAGGGGCGAGUGCGUCUGCGGACAGUGCAGCUGCCGACCCAGUGAUUUCGGCAAGGUGUGGGGAAAAUACUGCGAGUGUGACGACUACAGCUGCGUACGCUUCAAAGGAGAGCUUUGCUCAGGUCACGGCGUGUGUUCAUGCGGCUCUUGUAAGUGUGACCCGGACUGGUCAGGAGAGUACUGCAACUGCUCCACGCGCACAGACACCUGCACGUCCAGCGAGGGGCGACUCUGCAGUGGCUAUGGAGCCUGCGUGUGCGGCGCCUGUGAGUGCACCGAGCCCGGAGCCUUUGGCAUCACCUGCGAGAAAUGCCCCACCUGCCGCAGUGCCUGCGCCAGGAAGCAAGACUGUGUGGAAUGUAAGCACUACAAGAGAGGACCCCUGGUCAAGGACAAGAGCUGUAUUCGAAUCUGCAGAGAUGAGAUUGAGCUGGUCGAUGAGAUUAUCGCCCGUGACAAGAACAUUGCCCAGAACUGUUCCUAUAAGGAUGCGGAGGACUGCCUACAGACGUUCCAGUACUAUGAAGAUGCCAGUGGCAAAUCCAUUUUGUACCUCAUUAAAGAGCCAGUUUGUCCGAAAGGUCCUGAUAUCCUUGUGGUCCUGGCGUCCGUCACUGGGGCAAUUCUGUUGCUAGGGCUCGCUGGUCUGUUGAUAUGGAAGCUUUUAGUCACCAUUCACGAUCGGCGAGAGUUCGCCAAGUUUGAAGAGGAGAGAGCCAAAGCCAAAUGGGACACGGGUAAUAACCCCUUGUACAAAGGAGCAACCUCCACAUUCACCAAUGUUACCUACAGAGGUGGUACCUCCACCUAAUGAAAAUCUCAACUUUGUGAGGGAGUUCUCUGGAGCACAUUGACGUUUAGAUGUAUUUUAUUUAGGUGCAAAAGACUGGACUGGCCUUUUGCUUUUUACUGCUUGCACCUUUUGAUUAAAAUAUACAUUUGAAAAUCUGCGCACCAGUGAACUCCUUCCUCCAUUUCCACACAUUGAGAAGUACCAGGAAGUGAGGUGGACACUACAAAAUGCCUAGAAAUUCACAACUUUGUCAGGACCACAGACAAGUAUCUCCUGUAACAACAGUAAGCUACCAUCAUUGCUUCUACAAGUCAUGGUGGUAUACACCUAGUGGAAUUUGCAAGGUGGUAUACACCUAGAAAAUAUGUUGUUAAAUACUAUGGCUCUUUGAACACAGCUGAAUGGAAGUUUUACCUUUUGUGGGGCUAAAUGCAAAAAUGCUCAAAGCUUUUUUCUUAAAACCUGCCAUUGCACUGUAAUUUACAGUUUACUGAUGUAGAAAUUGUGAGGUCCGAAGUGAACUGCACCAUCAUUCCUAAAUGCACCCUGCUUGACACCUUAACCUGAAUAAGUGUUCAUUAGUAUGAUUACAAUGGAAAUAAAUUAGCCUCUUAAAAUUUGAGUAGGAUCUACUUUAAGUUGAUUAGUUGGGAAGGUGACUAACUUCUGCUGCCACUUUUCUUUAGUUUGAAUACAACUUGACAGUGUAAUUAGGCCACUGAUACAAUCUUGGCUCAUAUGUACGGAGAACCAAGCUCAACUUGGAUGGUUAAUGGAAUUCGUAUUGCCAUGGAUACAGAGGAUCAUCUUGAUUCUAGGUUUAUCUUUUGUACUGUCUUGUUUCCAUGGAUACUGGAGUUGUAUUUAUAGUUCAAUUCUAGAAUAUGCCGCUCUGUUGGACCCAAGAAUCAGCUUGUCCACCUACAUUGUUUUGUUUCUGUUGGAGUUUAGAUAGAUAGAUAGAUAGAUAGAUAGAUAGAUAGUCUUUAUUGUCAUUGACACUUUUUGCAAAGGUACAAUGAGAUUUGAAAGUGCUGUCAACUCAUGAGGUAUGCAUAAGAACAAUAAUAAAUAGUUUUUAAAAAAUGGACAUAAUAAAAAUAUAAAAAUAAUAUAAACAUGUAUUGUUUCUUCUUUCCUGUCUCUCCUAUCCCAAUUUGAAACCGUUGAAGUCACCAGAGGUUGUGUUGACUUAUUGUCUUAUCAUUUUCAAUUUUCACCACCAGUUUUUUUUCUCAGUUUUUUUUGGACAGAUGUUUUUCUUUCUGAGAUGUUUUAUACAAGUUCUAUUUUUGACACAAGGCUUCUGAAUAAAAUUGUUUGAAAGGUA
Molecule: messenger RNA, 4056 nt
Organism: Alosa sapidissima (American shad)
Lineage: Eukaryota; Metazoa; Chordata; Actinopteri; Clupeiformes; Clupeidae
Product: integrin beta-3-like
Exons: 15
Coding region: 384-2744 (786 amino acids)
Biological process (GO): cell-matrix adhesion; cell migration; cell adhesion mediated by integrin
Cellular component (GO): focal adhesion; cell surface; integrin complex
Molecular function (GO): fibronectin binding; integrin binding; fibrinogen binding
Source: RefSeq, a predicted model, not a curated record